This is a messenger RNA of Rhea pennata, 2327 nucleotides long. It is a transcript of the gene F10, whose product is annotated as coagulation factor X. NCBI's taxonomy places the organism in Eukaryota, Metazoa, Chordata, Aves, Rheiformes, Rheidae. The record is from RefSeq and is a predicted model, not a curated record. The coding region runs from base 88 to 1515 and encodes 475 amino acids. Gene Ontology annotation, biological process: blood coagulation; positive regulation of leukocyte chemotaxis; proteolysis. The transcript has 8 exons. Gene Ontology annotation, molecular function: calcium ion binding; serine-type endopeptidase activity. Gene Ontology annotation, cellular component: extracellular region.
UGAAGCAACGCAACUUUAGUCUCUCCCCGCCCGGGGGGGUGAAGACUUCGGCUCCCGUCCUGUCCCCGUCCUGUCCGUCGGGGCACCAUGGCCGGCCGCCUGCCGGCCCUCCUGCUCUGCGCGGCGCUGGCGGCCCUGCUGCGCGCCGAGGGAGCCGUAUUUAUCAAGAAAGAAAAUGCAGACAAGUUCUUGGAAAGAACAAAACGUGCUAACUCCUUUUUGGAGGAAUUGAAGAAAGGGAAUAUUGAAAGAGAAUGCAAUGAGGAGCGUUGCUCAAAAGAAGAGGCAAGAGAAGCCUUUGAAGACCAAGAGAAAACUGAGGAAUUCUGGAGUAUCUAUGUAGAUGGAGAUCAGUGCAGCUCGAAUCCUUGUCACUAUGGUGGACAUUGUAAAGAUGGAAUCGGUUCUUACACUUGCUCAUGCUUGGAUGGUUAUCAAGGCAAAAACUGUGAAUUUGUCAUACCAAAGUACUGCAAGAUAAACAAUGGUGACUGUGAGCAGUUCUGCAGCAUCAAAAAAAGUGCACAGAAGGAUGUUGUGUGUUCUUGUGCGAAAGGGUAUGUUCUAGCAGAAGAUGGCAAAGGCUGUGUUUCAUCAGUAAAGUUUCCCUGUGGAAAAGUUUUUGUGAAAAUUAAAAAAAGGUCAGUUAUUUCACCUGCUGAUAGUAGCAUCAAAACUAGUGCUCAGGAUGUCUCUCCCCCAAAUGAAAUAAGCCUGGAAGAGGGUAUUGUUACUACCACAGAAAGCCCAACCCUCCAGCCUCGGAAUGAAACGAGUAUCAAGAAUCCAGAUGUGAUUACCAGGAUAGUUGGUGGUGAGGAGUGUCUGCCUGGUGAAUGUCCAUGGCAGGCUGUUCUCAUAAAUGAGAAAGGGGAAGAGUUUUGUGGUGGAACUAUUCUGAAUGAAAAUUUUGUACUUACUGCAGCUCACUGCAUGAACCAAUCUAAAGAAAUUAAAGUUGUUGUUGGUGAAGUGGACAGAGAAAAGGAAGAACAUUCUGAAACAAUGCAUAUGGUGGACAAAAUAUUUGUUCACUCUAAAUACGUUGCAGAAACUUAUGAUAAUGACAUAGCCAUAAUAAAGCUGAAGGAACCUAUAACGUUUUCUGAGUACGUUAUCCCAGCGUGCCUUCCUGAAGCAGACUUUGCUAAUGAAGUUCUGAUGAACCAAAAAUCUGGGAGGGUUAGCGGCUUCGGGCGUGAAUUUGAAGGUGGACGACUAUCCAAAAAGCUGAAAGUGCUUCAAGUCCCCUAUGUUGAUAGGAACACUUGCAAGCAAUCCACUAACUUUGAGAUAACAGAAAACAUGUUCUGUGCUGGUUACGAGACGGAGCAAAAAGAUGCUUGUCAAGGAGAUAGUGGAGGCCCCCAUGUAACCAAAUAUAAGGAUACUUACUUUAUUACUGGAAUUGUUAGCUGGGGAGAAGGAUGUGCAAGGAAAGGCAAAUAUGGUAUCUAUACCAAACUGUCCAGGUUCUUACGCUGGGUAAAAGGGGUCCUGAGACAAAAAAAUUAGUGGUGUGGUUGUUGAUCCUUCUGUUAGCUAACAAGGUGCAGGUGUACAAUCUAUAACAGAAAUUUUAUUCUUGUUUUAGCACAUCUACUAAGCUUUUUGAGAACUGCUUUUUUAAAGUUAUGGUGUUGCUUCUUCUCAUUCUAUUCCUGGCUUCCGGCAUGUGUAUGUGGACUGCCAGUGUAGCUUUGAGUUUGUACAGUGAGGAGCUUUCCCAAAACAAAAUGUUUGUUUGCUGGGAUCUUGUGUUUGCUUAUUCAUAUAUUUUUAUAUUGCUAUUUGGUUUCUGUCUGUUUGCCCAAGUGAUUCCACCAGGCAUUGCUUGGCAAAACAUGAGCCCCCACCAGUAAUAAUGAAAGCAGGAAGACCAGAACUUAAGUUACUCUUCAAAUUGCACCCAGCUGGUUCAGUAGGGAGUUGGUGUUUAUUGGAGCUGUUUAGCUUCUGUCUGUUGAUGUGUUUAGAAAAUUAAGAGUGCAGAGAAGCUUCUGUGGCAAGAGCUGAACCACAGGUAAGUAUUCAGCAUGUGAUGCUAAAUAACCAAAUAUGUUCCACAGAAAUACCCAGCAAGGUCACUGGUGCUAAUUAAAAUAUUGUUUCCCUUUAUGUGGGUUGUACUUCACUUUAGUUUACUUUGAACACUUAUGUUUUGCUUCUUCAGAAAAAAUGUGCAUAUCCACUGUUCCCUGUAUCAUGUUCUUCAUUGUUUAUGGCUGAGGACUGGAGAGCUCAUUGCACAUAUAGUUGGUCUAUGUGUUCCUGUAAGGUGCAAUAUUGAUGUACAUCAGCAUUUGAAAUAAAACAAUUUCUUUUUA